AUGGCUAUCAAGACAAGGAACGAUUUUGCCAAUGGCCUUGUUCUGAAUCCACUUGCCUAUGACACAGUCCAGACGAAGAGACAGCAGCAGUCUGACGUAGAUGAAGAAGAUCUCAGCCAGGGAUUGAAACUUUCACAAGGGUUCCUUAACACGGCGUGUUUUAAAGGCAGCCGACAUACUAACAGCUCUAUGUCCCAUGGUGUGGUGCCCGAGACAAACUUGCAGUUUUAUUUUGAUACAAAUUUGGAUAAAUGCCCCAUGGAUGUGAUGUGUGAACCCACAUCCUAUUCUCACUUCUGCUCCCUGGUCGGGAAAGGCCUUCGUCUUGAAAAAGUUAUGGUGUUUUUUUAUGAGGAGGACUAUUUAGACAACAUAUAGACCCCACAUAUCUUAAUCAUAAUAAAUUGGCUUGGUGGCAUUGUUGUAAAAAAUAAGGGAUAGAAAGAUAGACACAAUCAGGAAAAGGCAGGACAAAGAGUGUCAACAAGAUUGACAAGAGAAAAUAGAGUCAAAUAACCUUGACUACAAACAGCGCCAUAGAAUGUCAAAAGAAAAGAUGGGAGCUUUAUAGGUGAGCUCACAAACUGAGUUACCGGAAGACAAAUGCUUGUUGUGAAAAGGGGAAAAAGAUAAAUGGCAAGAUGAACUGCAGGUGAAGAAUAAGACAUGUGGGGAAAACUGAAGACUUUAUUAAGAAGGAAGUUUCUUUGGCUUUUAUACUCGGUAGCUUCUAGGUAAGGCGGACCCGCCUAU
Lobosporangium transversale is the source of this 753-nucleotide messenger RNA. RefSeq lists its product as hypothetical. The record is from RefSeq and is a predicted model, not a curated record. NCBI's taxonomy places the organism in Eukaryota, Fungi, Mortierellomycota, Mortierellomycetes, Mortierellales, Mortierellaceae. The transcript has 5 exons. The coding region runs from base 1 to 378 and encodes 125 amino acids.